AAACCAACCACCAAACAAAGUUUCACACUUUCUUCUUCUUCUUCUUCUUCUCCAUUUCAUUUGCUUAUUUCCACGUUAACAUCACUCUAAACAUGGGAAGAGAUCUCUCUCAAACUUCAAAACUCAGAGCCUUCACAAACUCCUUCUCCCAUAUGGAGAAAGCCCUAAACGAGGCCGUUUCCAAGAGCUUUCUGGGCUCCUACUUCAAGUUGGAACAGAGGAAAAGUUGCUUCACGAGGGAGCUUCGUGCUGCCAUCGCAACUUUUCUUACCAUGGCUUACAUCAUCACCGUCAACGCCACCAUCAUCGGUGCCUCCGGCGGAACAUGCUCCGUCGCCGACUGCUCCUCUCCGGCGGGCCCGGACUGCAGGGUGAAGCCCAACGUUGGGUACGAGAGUUGUCUUGCCAAGACCAAGAGUGACUUGGUUGUGGCCACUGCCGUUUCUGCUCUUGUUGGUUCUGUUGCCAUGGGCCUGUUGGCUAACCUUCCUUUGGGCCUGGCUCCGGCCAUGGGGCCCAAUGCUUACUUGACUUUUAAUUUGGUUGGUUUUCAUGGAACCGGGUCAAUGUCGUAUCAAACUGCGUUGGCUGUGGUUUUGGUUGAGGGUUGUGCUUUUCUGUUUAUAUCUGCUGUUGGGUUGAGGGGGAAGCUUGCCAAGCUCAUCCCUCAUUCAGUGAGGCUCGGCUGUGCAGCUGGGAUUGGGCUUUUCAUCGCCUUUACGGGCCUGCAGUCAAGCCUUGGCGUUGGGCUUAUUGGGCCCGACCCUUCCAACCUGGUUACCAUCACGGCCUGCAAGAUCGUAGACCCAGAAACCGGGGCUUGCUUGGGUGGGAAACUGCAAAGCCCAAAGUUCUGGCUGGGCAUGGUUGGCCUCCUGAUUACGAGCUAUGGACUGAUGAAGAAUAUCAAGGGAAGCAUGAUCUAUGGCAUUGUUUUUGUGACGCUUGUGUCUUGGUUUAGGCACACAGAAGUUACUUAUUUUCCUGACACCCCAGUUGGUGAUGAAAGUUAUGAGUAUUUCAAGCAAGUGGUUGGUUUUCACAAGAUUGAAUCCACUGCUGGAAUGAUAAGGUUUAGUGAUUUUAACGAAAAGGGAGUUUGGGUGGCUUUGGCUACUUUGUUCUACGUUGAUGUGCUUGCGAUCACUGGGACUAUGUACACGAUGGCAGAGAUUGGUGGGUUUUUGGAUGAAAAGGGGCAUUUUGAAGGUGAGUACGUGGCUUACAUGGUUGAUGCAGGAAGCACGAUCGUGGGUUCUGCAUUGGGUGUGUCAAGCACAGCAACAUUUGUGGAAUCAUCGGCUGGUUUGAGAGAAGGGGGUCGAACUGGACUAACAGCAGUUUUGGUUGGGUUCUUCUUCUUCUUGUCACUGUUUUUUACUCCUCUCUUGUCUAGUGUUCCUCCUUGGGCUAUAGGACCUUCACUUGUGAUGGUUGGAGUGAUGAUGAUGAAGGUGGUGAAGGACAUAGAUUGGAACAACACCAAGGAUGCUGUGCCUGCUUUUGCCACAAUGCUCCUCAUGCCUCUCACAUAUUCCAUAGCAAAUGGGAUCAUUGCUGGGAUUGGACUCUACAUUGCUCUCAGCCUCUAUGAUUAUGCUGCAAGCAUUGUACAUUGGUUGAGGAAGAUGAGGAGAAUGGUGGCCAAGGAACAAAACCAAGUUUCUGCUACUGCAGCAGUGGAAAUAGUAUGAGAUGCUUAUUAUUACACCUUCUUGUUUAUUAUAGACUUUGGAUAACAUAGAUAUUAGAUAUUGAGUGUCAUGCUACGUAUAUUUUAGCGCACAAGUAGCCUCAUGAGUAGGAACUUAUGCUCUGUUUUGUAUUUAUUUAAGUUCAAGAGUAAAAUUUCUCGGUUCAUA
Molecule: messenger RNA, 1862 nt
Organism: Vigna angularis (adzuki bean)
Lineage: Eukaryota; Viridiplantae; Streptophyta; Magnoliopsida; Fabales; Fabaceae
Product: adenine/guanine permease AZG2
Exons: 1
Coding region: 93-1694 (533 amino acids)
Biological process (GO): transmembrane transport
Cellular component (GO): plasma membrane
Molecular function (GO): purine nucleobase transmembrane transporter activity
Source: RefSeq, a predicted model, not a curated record